Mugil cephalus (flathead mullet) is the source of this 3830-nucleotide messenger RNA. Its product is annotated as beta-1,3-N-acetylglucosaminyltransferase lunatic fringe-like. The coding region runs from base 148 to 1299 and encodes 383 amino acids. The transcript is spliced from 7 exons. Gene Ontology annotation, biological process: regulation of Notch signaling pathway; pattern specification process. Gene Ontology annotation, molecular function: O-fucosylpeptide 3-beta-N-acetylglucosaminyltransferase activity. Lineage: Eukaryota; Metazoa; Chordata; Actinopteri; Mugiliformes; Mugilidae. The record is from RefSeq and is a predicted model, not a curated record. Gene Ontology annotation, cellular component: Golgi membrane.
GUCAAACAGCGGGAGGUCACCCACUGAGGGAGACGCAGAGGACUGGCUGUGACUUGUGACUGCAUCGUGGAGAUGUUGUAAUCUGGAGACAGUGCUUUUUAAAAAAAGAAAAAUUUAUUUAAAAAAAUCCCUGUCCUCACAGUCACAAUGUGGAAAGAGGGACCGAGAACCAGCUUCAGCUCGGCGGGACCUUGCGCCGCUGCCGCCGCGGUCACCUGUUUGCUGGUGACCGGGAUGCUGGUCGUCACCGGCGGACAACCGAGCACCGGAGAAGAGGCGGAGGAUCCCCCGGGGAAAGUUUUCUCCUCGUAUUUUAGGAAGCUGAGCCGGGAGAGGAGGGCGAUGAGCGGCCCUCCGCGGAGCCGCGCGCCCCCUGCCCCGGUGGAGCGUCUCUCUCCUGGUGACCUCUUCGUAGCGGUGAAGACCACCGGGAGGUAUCACCGGCAGAGGCUGGAGCUGCUGCUGGACACCUGGAUCUCCAGAAACAUGCCACAGACGUACGUGUUCACUGAUGGUGAGGACGAGAAGCUGAGGAAGAGGAUGGGAGAUCACCUGAUCAACACAAACUGCUCGGCGGCGCACAAUCGGCAGGCCCUUUCCUGUAAGAUGGCCCUGGAGUAUGAUGCUUUUAUCGGCUCGGGAAAGAAGUGGUUCUGUCACGUCGAUGACGACAACUACGUGAACACGGGCGCCCUCCUGAAACUCUUGUCCCAGUACAGCCACAGCCAGGACGUCUACAUCGGACGGCCGAGCCUCGAAAGGCCGAUAGAGGCCACGGAGAGGCUCGGCUCCUCUGAUAUGGUACGUAAAAAAAAAAAAGAAAAAAGAAAAAAGAAACGUACAUCACGUGGCUCCCAAAGCGACGCCUCCCUUCACUCAUGCAGUUGUGUUUGUGCGCAGAAGCAGGUGCGUUUCUGGUUCGCCACGGGAGGAGCGGGUUUCUGUCUGAGCCGGGGCCUCGCGCUGAAGAUGAAACCCUGGGCGAGCGGCGGCACUUUCAUGACCACGGCCGAGCGCAUUCGCCUCCCCGAUGACUGCACCGUCGGUUACAUCGCGGAGGCACUGCUCGGCGUCAGCCUCAUCCGCUCGCCGCUGUUCCACUCCCACCUGGAGAACCUGGGGCUGGUCUCCGACGUACACAGCCAGGUCACCCUGAGCUACGGCACUGUGGAAAACAGCAGGAACGCUGUAAAUGUAAAAGGUCCAUUCUCCAUAAACGAGGAUCCCACCAGGUUCAGGUCUGUCCAUUGUCUGCUGUACCCAGACACCGUGUGGUGUCCCGGCCCCUGGCGACGGUAAUCCAGAGAAGAGGGAGGCAGGGAGCGAUGGGCGAGGAGCUGCCGCCCUCCUCGGCUCCUCCGACUCUUGAGAAACGUCUGAGGCGGUCGGAUGAUAACGUUUUCCACACAUCCCACAGCAGUCUGACCAGCAGACUGACUCUUUUUUUUUUUUUUUUUUUUAAAAAGGAGAACUGUUACAUUAGUUUGACGUCUGAACUCUGACCCUGUGAAUUAUUGCUCCGUGGAAAAUCAGCCAAAAACUGCAACGAGAGCAACUUUGCGUAAAAUCUGGCCCGGGGAGUGGGUGGGGGAGGGGGGUGAGGGGGGUGCAUGUCGACACGGAGCUGAAUCCGUCAGACCUGCCUCAGCUUUCUUCUUGUCAGCUUUAGCCGUGCGUUCAGCUCAAUGCUAAUGUUCGCUAAGGGCCUUAUUCUGACCCACUGAAGCCCCGUUUCUACGUUUCACAGGCAUCAUAUUUACCAGAACAGCUGAAUUAGGCAGCUUCAGAUGCGCUGGAGGGUACAGUUUGCCACCACUCCGCUUCCUGUUUUCCAGUCGUUGUGCGAAGUUAAACCGAGGAACGAACUCCUUGUCGCUUCAUGUUUAUCAUGCAGGCGGCGGCGGCAGCAGCAGCAUUGUGUCUCUUCAUCUCACACUGCGUAUGAAUGCGGAGAAAAACAAUCAGAAGAGGCUGCUGCAGCUCCCGUUGCACCGGAUAAUUAAAUCCAAGUAAUUAACUGUAUAUUAACUACGUGUGAAAAAUGGACGAGCCCACCAACACUUCACAGCAGCUGUCACUCAAAGCAGCUGUUUACCUAUUUUUUUUUUUUUAUUCAUUCAUUUAUUUUUUUGCAGUUUCCCUAUUUAUGCAGAAAUUGCAGAAACGUUUCGAAUAUUCAACGCACGUCUUUGCAGUUUGCCAGGCUCAAGUCUUAUCAGGAGACGGGUCUGGAGACAUGCUGCUUGGAUGCGUUUCAGUCAGCGCAGAGAAAAAAAAAAAUACCUCCGCGCAUAUUUCAAUAGUCCUACAACCAAUCAGUAUAAUCAGUAAACAAACUCCAUUGUUACCCCUCUGUCCAUCACCGCACGAACCCCACCCCAACUGUGUGACUGGCACAGUCUGCCUUGAUUAAUUAGUCUGGAGCGUCCCCGGACCAACUCCCUGCCACAAAUAUUUGUGGGCGGGGGACGUCGCUCCUGCUCCCAGGCUACCGAGAGCCAUGAAUCUUUACUAAUUGUCACGGCUGUUUAGCAAUAGGACCCGAAUGUCAAACGCAAGACACAGAGGGAUAAGGCAGGAGGAAAAGGAAUUUGGAGACAGCUUACCAGAGAAAAAUGAGGCCUUCGCAACGCGAGUAACACAAGGAACUAACAGGGGUGACAUCGCGGACAACGUGGCCGACAACAAAAGGAAUGGCAGGGAUAUAUAUAUGCACACACACGCCUUGGUGACGAGAAUAAGGUGAAACUAAUGACAAUGAAUCAAAUUUUACCGGCAACAAAAGUAAAGACAUUUCAGUUUAAAGCGUCUAACCAGUGGACUAUAAGCCACGUUUCAUCAGGCCUUCAUCGUGGCUAAAGAUGAGAUUGAUAAAUCUUGAUUUAAAUUUACCCCUGAAUUCAACAGACACAAGCCUCUGAAGUACUGAUGAUAACUGUGCCCCGUUCCGUUCCACACAUCUCUAGCGUCAUCUUCCUCGGCUGCGAACGAAUCGAUCUUUUAUUUAAAUGUGUUUGCUCACCCCCCACCCCGCCCCCCACACCCCUCCUGUUACAGCGCACACGUGAAGGACAAGGACGUAAUCAGUCGUUUGUUCGCUUUUCGUUAUCGUUUCGAUGGGAUUCAGAGACUCUAGACUCUCAUCGGUGUUCAGUGUUAACCUCUCUCUGAAGUAUAUAUCAAGACCGAGCACUUUGCUCUUUUUUGUUUUUUUAUUUCUGCUGUUUGCGAUUUAGCGUUUGAGUAAAAGUGCAUUAGAGGAGUAGUGCGACAUUUUGGGAAAACGUAUUUGCUUUGCAUGUUUGUGCUGGAUUAAAUAAAUGCAAACAUAUAUAAAUAUAUAUAUAGCAUGCUCAUUAGAGGCUAGCUGUUUCCAUUCCUAGUGCUAAGCUAAGCUAACAGGCUGCUUACUGUAGCCUCACAUUUACCUGCACGAGAGUGGGAUCAAUCUUCUCAGCCCAACAACCAGACUUCCCACCAAAUGUCCAGCUGUUCUUUUAAGAGUUAAAAGAAUUACUUACCGUUUUGAAACCACCCGGUGAUUAAAAAUAUUCCAGAAAAUGUGUUUAUAUGACAGACGUAUUUGAGAGUCUUGUAGGAUCGCAAUCGAGACUCAGCCACUUUGAGGUUUUACCGAGAAAUGACUCAUGUUGAGUCGUCUUCUAUCUUUCUGUGCAUUGAAAGCAUCGAAUUAAGAAUGAAGUAAGUUAAAUUGUCCCUUGUUACAUGAAUGUAUAUGAUGAACCGUUGCUUGUGAAGCAUGUGCACGUUCUCUCCAGUAUCUGGACUGUAUGUAGACACUGUGGUUAAUAAACAAAUAUUUGAAGGCG